CAGCUGCCUUUUCAAAUCCUGUGCUCCACCGGUGAAGUCAAGAUUACAGUUGCCCAUCUCUGUUCUAUGAUAGUGCCUAGUGGAAACUGCAGAAAUUAGAACUUAGAUGCAUGUACAGAAGGAAAUGACUCCGAGGAUUAAACAACUGAGAAAUUCACAGCCAACUGCAAAAGAAACUUCUGAGGCAACGAUAAGAGAAUGAAGCCUAUAAAAAUCAAGCUGAAGCUCCUAAGUUUUAUUUGGGACCUCCUCCGCCCAAGACUGGUCCUAUGCUCGAAGCGGCCGCCCAUACUGUGAAGAUGCACUGUUUGAAAGCCAUGGCUGUUUUUUUACUCUGUUCGUUGCUGCUCAGCCAGACACACUGCGCUUCCUUGCGCCAGCCGCAGCCUCAGCGAACACGACAGAGGCGGAUGACGCCCUUCUGGAGAGGGGUCACGCUCAGACCCAUUGGUGCCUCCUGCAGGGAUAACAGUGAAUGCAUUACAAUGCUAUGCAGGAAGAACCGCUGUUUCCUUAGAACAGCCUCUGAGUGACCUGUUGCUAUUAAGAACAUCCGUCACUGUUACUGCUGACCCUGCUCCGCUCUACUCGCGCAAUAUUUAUUAUUGACUGUUCAAAAGCUAGGACACUGAAUCAACCAAUUAAGUAUAUUUAACACUGUGAUAUCAACUGAUAGAAGGACUUCAAAAAGAGCUUGAGAGCAUGUACGAACUCAAGCUGGGUCUCUGCAGCACACACUUCAGGAUGACUCUUUUGCCAACCUCAAUAAAAGGAUUCUGCACCUCA
Molecule: messenger RNA, 786 nt
Organism: Struthio camelus australis
Lineage: Eukaryota; Metazoa; Chordata; Aves; Struthioniformes; Struthionidae
Gene: LEAP2
Product: liver enriched antimicrobial peptide 2
Biological process (GO): defense response to bacterium; antimicrobial humoral immune response mediated by antimicrobial peptide
Source: RefSeq, a predicted model, not a curated record